AUGUCGUACGAAGAUUUGCAGCCAGUAAAAUUCGAGCCGCAAUAUUUGCAACGUCCCACAUUUCAAACGCAACCACUUUCGCACUAUGAAACUCCGCCACCUGCACAAAUCUCCACACCUCUAUCAAUGCCUCAUAUUAUGUAUGAGAAUUAUACGUAUCUCCAGCCACCCAUCGAAUAUUUGGGACAAACUCCACAUUAUCAAACGGCUGGAUAUCCGGAAAAUACUCAUACAAAUUUGACAAAUUGUCCGGAUACAACAGCUUCACCGAUGGUUAUGACGACACCAUUGAAUCAUAAUAUUGAAUCGAAACCUGUGGCCUUCUUACCUUCAGCUUCGAAAUCUGCUGUUCCUUCGACACCCAAAAAUAAUGGGACAUCGAAUAAAAGAAAGUUGUCGAUGAUUAGCAAUGGAACAUCGAAUGAUUUGGAUAGUGAUGAAUUAUCGGAAGAGGUUACGAAUCAUUGGAUGCCUAUGACGUGGAUUGAGAGGAGUUCGGAUAAUGCACAAGGUAAGGGAUUAUUAUCGAGGAGAGAGGAAGACCUCAUCAAUCUUGAGAAAAAUGGGUCACGUUUGAAAUUCGAAAAAUUAAAUUUCACGUGGCGAAACUAUUCAGGUUUUUGUAAUUUUGAAAAAAAUCGCUUUUCAAUUAAUUUCUCGAGAUUUGUUCUAUCUUAAUUUAAUUUUCAAAAUGAAGUGAAAUUUUGAGGAAAAUCAAAUUUUUAGCGCAAAUUUUUUCACCAGAAAAAAGUGCAUGGUCAAUUUUCAAUGAAUUAUAGUGAAAUCUACGAAAUCUACCACGCUGAUCACGAUCCAGAAGUUAAAAACCCGAAACUUUUACUUUGGAGCUCUGAAAACAUGCUCACAGGGUUCUCAGGUCAUUUUUGACUUUGAUAUCGUGAUCAGCGUGCUCGAUUUAGUAUAUUUCAUCAAUGUUUUAUCGAAAUGCACUUUUUCCAGCGAAAAAAGUUUGUGCUAAAAAUUUGAUUUUCCUCAAAAGUUCACAUCAUCGUGGAAAUUGAAUUUAAAUAGAACAAAUCUCGAGAUUUUCAUUGAAAAAGGGUUUUUUUUUCAAAAGUACAAGGGCUUGGCGAGGAAUUGAUUUCACUGUAUUUUUUUUUGCAAUUCGAGGGAGACGCAGACUUUAACGUGGGCAGACAAAUCUCUCGCCGAAAAAGGGAGAGAAAUAGUGUGUGGCAGACACACAGCGUGUCGAGACCAGCGAGUGUCUGCGUCUCCUCGAAAUUGCAUUUUUCUAUUGGGAAAAAACACAGUGAUUUUUUGCGAAUUUCAAACGUGACCCAGUUUUUUUCUGAUGUUUAAUUUCUUCAAAAAUUCAUUUUUUUCAGUUUUCAAUUUUGUUUGCCUCUGGGAUCAAUGUGUCGAUCCGACUCCAACCAAACAAGAAUUGAUGUCUCAUGUUUAUUCGCAUGUUGAUGAUUUGGCUGGAAGUUUGCAGUGUAAGUUUUCUCUCUCUCAAAAAAAUAUCCAUUUUAUCGAUUUUUUUUGCAGACGAUCAAAAUACGGUGUGUUGUCGUGUUCGUGGAUGUAAAAAGGUUUUGAGUGGAAUCGAGGAGCUCCGCCGACACGUCACAAUGCACAUUUUCCAAGCUGAUUGUCAACAAAAAGGAGCUGAAGCAUUGUGUGAAAAGGAGGAAUAUUCGUGUGUUGAAUGGUGGGUUUUUGGGCGGAAAAUUCACUGUUUCAGAGAUUUUACAAAUUAAAAUAGGGUUUUUUGAUACGCUAUGAUAUGGAAAAAAUAUAAAAAAUUAGAGAAAAAAAUUUUUGUUUGAAAAAAUUCACUGUUUCAGAAAAUUUCUAUUAAAAUUGUUAUGGUUUUUGUUAUGAUGGAAGAGUGUUGUAGUCAAAAAAUCUAGGAGAACUUUGUUUUUUUCGAAGUUCUAUCAGAAAUGUUUGAAAGAUUUGAAGCUUUUUGUUCAAAAAAAAUUCACUGUUUCAAAAAUCUCUUAUAGAUUUUGGUCUGAUUUUUGCUAUGAUAAUAUUGCGCAUUCGAAAGAAAACUAAUUCUACUAAUUUUCAUUCGAAAACUCAUGAUCUUGUUUCGAAAAUUCAGCUGGAAUUUUGAACAUGUGAAAUUAAUUUUUUACCCAAAUUCUAAGUUUUUGUUCUGAAAAAUAUCACUGUUUCAAAAGUUUAUCAUAUACUUUGGUCCGAAGUUUAAUUUGAUAAUACGGCAAUUUCAUUUUUUGUAAAAAAAACAAUAACAAUUUCUUGUAUCCUAUUGAAAAUCUACUGUUUCAAAGUUUUUUGAAAUUCAGAAAUUUUCUUUUUGAAUCAAUACGCUUUUAAUUUCAUUCAAAAUUUCUAUAAAUAGUUGGGAAAAUUUCUUUUUUAAAUUUCACUGUUUCAAAAUAUUCAUAUAAAUUUUUGAUAUUUAUCUGACGACAAUAAAGUUAUUUUUCCAGCUGUGGUUUCGAAUUGAAUACAAAUGUUCAUUAUGAUGGUGAAGUAUUAUUAUGUCAAUGGAGUGAUUGUGGAAUACCAUUUACAUCAAUAUCCGAUUUAUUUGAUCAUGUUAUAGCACACGUUGAUCAUAUGCAUGAUAUUGAUAAAGUUGAACAUGUUAAUGAAACUGGAGACAAACGUAUAGUAUUUCCUUGUCGAUGGUAUAAUUGUUAUCAAUUUGCUGAUUCGAAAGCCAAUUUGAAACGACACAUUCGACAUCAUAGUGGAGAGAAGUUGUUUGCGUGUCCGUUUUGCGCGAAAUUCUUCUCGAGAAAGGAUAAAUUGUAUGAUCAUUGUAUGCGGAGAACUAUUAUUUUGAAUGAAACUGAAGAGCCAUAUGUGAGUUUUUUAUUGGAAAAAUGGGCGUUAUGCUCGAAAGUUUUAGAAAUUGAAAAAAUCUAGAGCAAUUAGGUUAUUUAGCUUCAAAAAUUUACUGAUAAAUUUUGUCUUGAAAAAAUCUGAAAUUCUUUGAGAUUGAGCAAACACGAAUCGCAUCAAAAAUUAAUAAUUUGGGAAGAAUUACAUUGAGAUUACGAAACAGUGAAUUUUUUGAUUGAAAAUGAGAUUUAUCGAAACCCAAAAAAUUUCACUGUUUCAAGAUUUUAUGAUAUUUUUCUCUUGAUUUAAAAGUUUUGAUAAUGCCGAUUGAUUUUUUGCAGAAAUAUUUCAAGCUUCAGAGCUCCAAAAAGCAUAAAAAUCUGUUUUGCUCUCAAAAUUUCAAACAGAAAAUUAUUUUUUUGAAUUCUCUAACAUAAAAGAAAUGUACAAAAAAUUUUGAAUCUGAAAAUUAUGCACAUUUUUUGAAACAGUGAGAUUUUUUAAUAUGAAAUAAGCUCAUUUUUCAAUGAAAUGUAAUGGAAACAAGUAAUCUAUCAAAAAUAUAACUAUGCGAAAAUUAUAAUUUGAAAUUGUGAAACAGUAAUUUUUUUUCUCAUUUAUCAUCAGAAAAAAAUCUAAAUUUUUAUCAUCAAAUACCCCAAUUUUUUGCCAUACAUAAAAUGGGUCCCCAAAUUCGGUGCGGGGGGCUUAACUUUUUCGAAAUUUUUUAAGGGAAGGGGGUCUAACUUUGAUGAAUUACAUAAUUUCUGUUUUUUCAGAGUCAAAGUCCAACUGGAAUUUUUUUGUAAUAUUUUUUAUUUGUAAAAAUAUAACAUUUUAUUAUUGCUUUCUAAAUAAUCUGCAACUCGAUCGGCGUUGGCAGAGUCUGGCCCAGAAGAACAAAUGUAUAUAUACAAGUAGCUUGUUCAAUUUUUUUUAGCAACGGAUUUGGAAACUCCAAAAAUCGCCUUCAUCAUUAAAAACUUUGAAAACACAGUUGGAACUGGACUGAAUUUGUCGAUCGAUUUUGAGUUUUUCUUUUUCUACCAACCUCCAUUUGCCACUCUUUCUACAAAAUUUAGCUCAAUGAAAUUCUAUUGUUUUGCUUCAAAAACUUCGAUGAUUUUUUUGUUUUCUGAUUCUACAAAAGCCGAUUUUCUCAAUCUGUCACUGGAACUCGAAACCUCGACGGAUCAUUCAAAACUAAACAAAAAACAUCAAUUUUGUAAACAAAACUCAGGUAUGUUAUGAUGGGAAAAAUAAGGGAAAAAUUUAAAAAUUUGAAAAAAAAUCAAAAAAAAAAUUUUUUUUAUUCAAAAUUUUUUCACCAAGAAUUUUUUGGAACUACUUGACCAAACAUGAUGAUAUUUGGUACAAAGAUACUUCAACUAUCCUAGAUCUAAGUUUAAUAGACAAUGUUCUCUGAUUUUGCACCUCCCGUCUUUUCACCACCCCUCUUUGUCAAAAAUCACGAUUUUUGGUCAAUUUCAUGCAUUUUCAGAUCCUAAUUCAAUUUUUACUUCACCAAUUCUAGUAAGACUUGGCACAAAGUAACUUCAACUAUUGUUCUUCAAAAUCGAAAUGAUACAUGGGUAGUAAAUUGCGUUUUCGGACACUUAGACACCCCGAACCUAAUCCGGUGCGUAUGGCCCCAAAAGAGGGGCGGGGUGUCUAAGUGUCUGAAAACGCAAUUUACUACCAAUGUAUCAUUUCGAUUUUGAAGAACAAUAGUUGAAGUUACUUUGUGUCAAGUCUUACUAGAAUUGGUGAAGUAAAAAUUGAAUUAGGAUCUGAAAAUGCAUGAAAUUGACCAAAAAUCGUGAUUUUUGACAAAGAGGGGGUGGUGAAAAGACGGGAGGUGCAAAAUCAGAGAACAUUGUCUAUUAAACUUAGAUCUAGGAUAGUUGAAGUAUCUUUGUACCAAAUAUCAUCAUGUUUGGUCAAGUAGUUCCAAAAAUUCUUGGUGAAAAAAAAUUUUGAAUAAAAAAAAUUUUUUUUUGAUUUUUUUUUCAAAUUUUUAAAUUUUUCCCUUAUUUUUCCCAUCAUAACAUACCUGAGUUUUGUUUACAAAAUUGAUGUUUUUUGUUUAGUUUUUGAAUGAUCCGUCGAGGUUUCGAGUUCCAGUGACAGAUUGAGAAAAUCGGCUUUUGUAGAAUCAGAAAACAAAAAAAUCAUCGAAGUUUUGGAAGAAAGUCACAGAUUUUUAAAGUUGAAGCCUGCAGUUUGUAAAACGUGGAAAGUCACGGAAUUUUCGGCAGAUUAAGAAGAAAAACUCAAAGUGGUUUAUCUACAAAAUUGUUCCAUUUUAUAGUUCCAACAUAAGUUGAUAUCCAUUUCCAGAGUGAUAAUUGAUAAAGCCUCUCUCAUUUUUUUUAAGAAUAAAUGAACAAGCCACUUGCAUACAUUUGUCCUUUUUUUGAGCCAAACUCCGACAAUGCCAAUCAAAAUUCAAAUUAUUAAAAAAGCAUUAACAAAAUGAUACAUUUUUACAAAUGAAAUAUACAUUACAUAAAAAAUUCUUUUAAAAAAUGAAAGGAAAGAAUCCGAUUCGAUUUCGUCUCUGAAAAAAUUAGAUUAUAUGGGAAGGAAUAUAAUAUUUGAGAAUGGGCAGUGCUGAAACAGUAGAUUCUUGAGUUUUGAAUUUGUCUGAUUUUUGUCAAAAAUUUUUUAAAUCUUUUGAAUAUAGUUCAAAAGUUAGAGGAAAGGGGGGGGUUAACUUUUGAAAAAAUUUUGGGAGGGGUGCUUAACUUAAAAAAUUUACGUGGGGGACCUAUUUUAUGUAUGUUUUUUGCAGGUCUGUAAACUGUGUCAAAAAGGAUUUGGAACCGAAAAAGCGCUUUGUAUGCACGUUACACGACAUGUUAUGACUCAUAGUUGCCCACUUUGUGGAUUGGGAGUUUCGAGAAGAGCCGAUUUGCAUCGACAUUUGAUGUUGAAACAUUCGAGUCGAACUAGAGAUCAUAAAUGUGAUGGAUGUCCCAGGAAAUUCUUUUCGGAGGUUUGUUUGGGAAUUUUUUUUUUUGAAGAAUGAUGUUUUUGAAAAUAUUCACUGUUUCAAAAAAAGUUUUAAUUUUUCAUGAAAUGUGGGGCUUGCUAUUGGUUGUGUUCUGAUAUCCAUGAUCUUCGAAUUUUAGAAAAUUCUUGGGCCGAUAAAGGUUCCACAUUCUUUAAAAAAUAGAUUUUUCAAAGUUAAUUUGAAGUUUAAAAAAAGUUGUCAAAAAUUCACUGUUUCAAAAACUUUUUGAUUUCUCAAAAAAAAAAAAAUAAAACUGUUAGUUCGAUAGAUAGCUCACGAAAAUUUACUGUUCCAAAAUUUAGAUGAAUUUAUUGUUUUUGAUGCAAAGAUCAUGGUGCUUUGGAUGGAUUCUAAUCUAAAAUUCAAUUUUCAUUUAAUUUCACUGUUUCAAAAAAUAAUUAUAACAUUGAACGUUUUUUGAUGAAUGAUUCAUGGUUUCCUUCGAGUACAAGCUAAUUUUCAGAAAAUAUCAUGGAAAUCUCACUGUUUAAAAUUUUUUGGACACUAUUUUAAUUUAAUUUUCCUUGCUUUUCGAGACUCGAGGCAAAAACAAAAAAAAAUGAUUUGAAAAUUGACAUAAAUUUUUUGAAUUGAAAAAAAUUCACUGUUUCAAAUAUUUUGUAUCCAAAAAACUUUCCAAAGUAAGUAAUUAUAUGAUUUGUUUUAUGGGCCUAUGCAGAAUAAUAUUUUGUAAUAAAAAAACAUAAAAAAACAUUUUUUUCCUAUGCAGAAAAACGUCGAAAAAACAAAAUAAAGAUAACGUGAAAUUGAGAGAGCGCAGACAUAAAAUGGAUUUUUUUUCUGCACUCUCUCAACUUUACGUUGUCUCUACUCAAAAUAGUAAACUGUAUAUUUUGUUUUUUCGACGUUUUUCUGCAUAGGAAAAAAAUGUUUUUUUUAUGUUUUUUUAUUACAAAAUAUUAUUCUGCAUAGGCCCAUUACUGUUUCAAAUUUUGAUGAAAUCAAUUAAAUUAGCCCUCGAUAUCACUUGAUCUGUUUCCCUAUUUUAAAUUAUAUUAUUCUUAUUUUCAGAGUGAAUUGGCACGCCAUGCUGUAAUGCACACUGAUACAAUGUACAAUUGCAAAUUCUGCCCCGAAAAAUUCAAGUGGAAAAAGCAGUUGUUGAAACAUUUGAAAGAACAUGAUGAGGUUUGUCUCGGUUUUUUUGUUUUGAAAAUUUAAAUCUCAAAAUUUUUAGAACUACAACCCAACUCCAUACGUUUGUCAUUUGUGCGAGAAGAAUUAUUCGGCCGGAUUUGCGCUAAGUCGCCAUUUGACACAUCAACAUCAUUAUGCGGUGCCUUACGGGUUUAGUAGGUGAGUGAUUUUUGAAGAUUUAAAACGGGGUUUUCGUGCUGAAAAUUUGUUUUGAAAUGUGAAAAUUGAGAUUUUCUAGGUCAAAAAUAUCUGAAAAAACCAACAUUUCAUGUUUUUCAGCUCAAAAGUUGAUAAAAUUUUAUCUUUUUCACUAUAAAUCCCUAAUUUUUCCAGAUUCACUUACAAAAAAUGUGCGGAUGGUUUAAUGCGGCUCCAAACCAAGAAACUCUAUGCGAAUGAAGAUGAAUAA
Molecule: messenger RNA, 7367 nt
Organism: Caenorhabditis angaria
Lineage: Eukaryota; Metazoa; Nematoda; Chromadorea; Rhabditida; Rhabditidae
Source: the annotation of a GenBank genome assembly